AUGGAGAAGCGAUUAAAACUCGCUGUUAGUUGCGAUCUCGAUUUGCCACCUGGCUUAUUUUUCUGUCAGACAUUAACAUCACUUGAUCUUUCCGUUUACCGCAAAUUUAACUCAUUUCCAAAAUCUAUAAACUUGCCAGCUUUAACAAGUUUGCGUCUUUAUAACUUUGUCUUCGGUGACAGUGAAUUGCUGGAGCCCUUUACGUCAUGUACUAAGUUGAAGACUUUGGUCAUUCACAAUUGUGAUGUAAGGGAUACACAAACUCUCUGCAUUUCAAAUGCUACUCUUAUCAAUUUGACCGUACGUGCUUUUGAAAGACAAGCUUACAGCCUUGUGCUAUCAACUCCCAACCUUUGUUCUUUUGUUUUCUCGGGUAUUCCUGCUCAGCAAAUCUCUGGAAGCCUUCAUUCUUUCUCUGUCAGUGUUCUUUCUUUAGUAAAAGAAGUAAAUAUUGAUGUCGAUGAUCGGUUGGUAUCAUGUUACUUGGAAUCAGCUAUCAAAGAAAGAAAUAUUAAUGUUGGUAAAUGGAUAACACCUUACUUGGAAACAGCUUUUACCAUAAAUUGUUGGCUGCAUGUAUUUGCCAACGUAAGAACAUUAACACUCUCUUCAAGUACUCUUCAGAUUUUUUCCGUAGUCACAGAUUGGUUGAAUGCUAAUACUGCUGCCCCUUGCUUGAGUAACUUGAAGUCAUUGAUAGUGAAAGUGAAGAAGCCUCCCUAUGAAAAGCAACCAAAAUCUUCCAAAUCAAAGAAAGCAAAAUUGAAAGCGUCUUCACCUGUACCUGAUGGAGUAGUGGAUUACCUGAUUCAAAACUCCCCAUCUGCGGGGAUUACUAUCAUAGAUUGGCAAAGGUGA
Molecule: messenger RNA, 858 nt
Organism: Gastrolobium bilobum
Lineage: Eukaryota; Viridiplantae; Streptophyta; Magnoliopsida; Fabales; Fabaceae
Product: F-box/FBD/LRR-repeat protein At1g78750-like
Exons: 3
Coding region: 1-858 (285 amino acids)
Source: RefSeq, a predicted model, not a curated record